This is a messenger RNA of Diatraea saccharalis (sugarcane borer), 735 nucleotides long. The record is from the annotation of a GenBank genome assembly. NCBI's taxonomy places the organism in Eukaryota, Metazoa, Arthropoda, Insecta, Lepidoptera, Crambidae.
AUGGGGGGUGUGAAGCACCCCCAGGCUUCAGGUGAUGUGGUCUUGUGUACAUUACCACUCGGUGUACUGAAAGUGGCGGUGGCGAAUAAUGGUCAGAAUCAACAGAACUUCGUCAAAUUUGACCCACCGUUGCCAGAUUGGAAGGUGGCUGCAAUCAAGCGUCUCGGCUAUGGUAACCUGAACAAAGUGGUGCUUUGCUUUGAACGCACCUUCUGGGAUCCGAGCGCCAACCUCUUCGGACAUGUCGGCACUACGACUGCUAGCAGAGGUGAGCUGUUCCUAUUCUGGAAUCUAUACAGCGCUCCCGUACUACUGGCGCUGGUGGCUGGCGAGGCGGCAGCUGUAAUGGAAAACGUCACUGAUGACGUCAUCGUAGGCCGAUGCAUCGCAGUGCUGAAAAGCAUCUUCGGUCAUGCUGCUGUUCCACAACCGAAAGAGUGUGUGGUGACCAGGUGGCGAGCAGAUCCGUUCGCUAGAGGCUCCUACAGUUUCGUUGCAGUUGGUUCAUCAGGAACAGAUUACGAUCUGCUAGCUGCGCCCGUGCCCGGUGCGCCAGGAGAAAAUAGGCUAUUCUUCGCUGGAGAGCAUACUAUGCGAAAUUACCCAGCCACAGUUCAUGGCGCUUUCCUCUCCGGUUUAAGGGAAGCCGGUCGAUUGGCUGACCUGCUACUACCACAACAGCCGAUCACGAACGCCAGCGUUGCGGCCGCCACUGCCGCAGCUACUCAGUCCUGA